AUGGCUCGUACCAAGCAAACCGCCCGCAAAUCGACCGGAGGAAAGGCUCCAAGAAAGCAGUUGGCCCCCAAGGCUGCCCGCAAAUCGGCCCCAGCUGCCGGAGGAGUCAAGAAGCCACAUCGUUACCGCCCAGGAACUGUCGCUCUUCGUGAGAUCAGACGUUACCAGAAGUCCACUGAGCUCCUUAUCCGCAAGCUGCCAUUCCAGCGUCUUGUUCGUGAGAUCGCCCAGGAUUUCAAGAGUGACCUUCGCUUCCAAUCUUCCGCUGUCAUGGCUCUUCAAGAGUCCGCUGAGGCUUACCUCGUCGGACUCUUGGAGGACUCCAACUUGUGCGCCAUCCACGCCAAGCGAGUCACCAUCAUGUCCAAAGGACAUCCAAUUGGGCAGACGUAUCCGAGGAGAGCGUGCUUAAAUUUCCACUUUUGGAUUUUGAGACCGUUUCGAUUCACUGAAAAACUUAACCGAACCCAACGGCCCUCUUUAGGGCCACAAUUUUUCAGAAUCCAUGUCACAUGUUGUUAA
Caenorhabditis briggsae is the source of this 522-nucleotide messenger RNA. The record is from RefSeq and is a predicted model, not a curated record. Bases 1 to 522 code for a protein of 173 amino acids. Gene Ontology annotation, molecular function: structural constituent of chromatin; protein heterodimerization activity; DNA binding. Gene Ontology annotation, cellular component: nucleosome. Lineage: Eukaryota; Metazoa; Nematoda; Chromadorea; Rhabditida; Rhabditidae. The transcript has a single exon.